AUCUCCAACUUGCUAUCACAUGUCCACAUAUUGCUGCGACACCUUUCGACAUCGUAUGCCGCCCGCGCUGUUGCUAGACACGACCACGAUAGCACACUCGCAAUGCGCGCAUCGAUAGUAGCCAGCUCACUGCUGGCCCUCACACAAGCUUUCUAUAUACCAGGUUUCUCGUACAAAAGCUACCGUGACGGCGACACGAUACCACUCCUCGUCAACAAAGUGUACUCUGACUAUAGCGAACUGCAGUAUGCAUUCACCGAACUUCCCUUCGUUUGCCCACCGACCGGUCGUUUACGCGCAGGACAUCUCACAAGCGGGACGAGCAUAACUCUCAAUCUGGGCGAGGUGUUGCGUGGUGACCGCAUCGUCGUUUCUGACUACGAGCUGGUCAUGGGUGUCGAUGAGGAAGUGCGAUACUUGUGCAGUCAGACGAUCGACCUUGAAGGCAUAAGGAGAGCAAACGAACUCAUACGGGACGGUUACGUUGCUGAGUGGAUCGUAGAUAAUCUACCCGGCGCCACGAGCUUUCAGACAACAGACAAGAGCAGGAAGUACUACGCAGCAGGAUUCAAGCUCGGGGACGAGACAAGGUUGGGACUGGGUGGACCUGCAGAGUAUCUGCUCAACAAUCACGUCACACUUGUCAUUCGGUACCACCGUGCGCCAGGAAAAGACGGCGAUAAGGGCAAGAAGGUCAUUGUUGGAUUCGAGGUGUUCCCAAGGAGCAUUACGGCAAAUGAUCGAGACGAGUCCGGUUUUCCAGCACAUAUUGAAGGCGAACAUGAGCCGCUCCUCCUUGUUCCUCAAGCCAAUAGCACGAACAGCACCGACACCGAAAACGAGCCUACGACUUUGACAAUACCCUACACAUACUCAGUCUACUGGCGUGAAGAUGACCGUCUGGAGUGGCAGAACCGCUGGGACAUGUACUUUGUAGCUCAAGACGACAGCGCAAACGUACAUUGGCUGGCCAUCGUCAACUCCUUGGUCAUCUGCGGCCUGCUGACCGCUGUUCUCUCAGUUGUCCUGACGCGCACGAUUCGCAGCGACAUCAGCGGUCAUCGGGACAUCGGUCUGGCUGGCAUCAAAUCCAAGUCCAGUCGCAAAACGUCGUCGCCAAAACGAGAGAAGAGCAACCUCCUUGGACCUGUAGCUGAUUUGGAUAUAGACAACAUGGUUUCGGACGAAGAAGAGAUCGAAGACACAGCGGGCUGGAAGCUCCUGCAUGGCGAUGUCUUCCGAGCACCAGCCUACGGCGGCCUCCUCGCUCCUCUCGUUGGUUCCGGAAUGCAGCUCCUCUACAUGGCUUUUGGUCUCAUUGUCCUCAGCACGUUGGGCGUCCUCAACCCAAGCUUCCGUGGCGGCUACAUCAGCGUGGGCGUCGGACUGUUCGUCUUUGCUGGUGUCUUCUCCGGAUACUUCUCAGCUCGCAUAUACAAGACAUUUGGAGGCCAGACGUGGCAGAAGAACGUCAUUAUCACUGCGUCCCUAGUUCCUGGUCUUCUAUUCGCGACGAUCUUCAUCCUCAACCUCUUUGUAUGGAUCCAGGCUUCAAGUACGGCACUACCUUUCGGUACACUCAUCGCACUUAUCAUGCUUUGGUUCUUCGUGCAGCUUCCGCUCGUCUACGUCGGUAGUUGGUUCGGUUUCGAGCGUAUGGGCGCAUACACGCACCCUAUCAGAGCAAAUAUUAUUCCUCGUCAAAUCCCAGAUCAGCGAUGGUACUUCAAGAGUGGACAGAAACUCCUUCUUGCCGGCCUUUUCCCGUUUAUGGUCAUCUUUGUCGAGCUCAUGUUCGUUGUCAAGAGCUUGUGGGUGGACAAGACGACAUACUACUACGCCUUCGGCUAUGCAGGAGUCGUCAGCGCCGUAUUGACAAUUACUGUUGUCGAAUUCACCAUCGCUGCCACAUACUUUUUGCUGUGCUCAGAAAACUACCACUGGUGGUGGCACUCCUUCGCAACCGGCGGCGCUUCUUCCAUCUGGGUGUAUGCCUAUCUGAUCUACUGCUACUUCACCAAGCUACACAUCAGCGGCUUCGUGUCGAGUAUGUUGUUCUUUGCCUACGGCUUCCUCGCCUGCGCUGUGUAUGGGCUGCUCACUGGCACCAUCGGCUUCCUGGCAGCUUACGCGUUCGUGGGGAGGAUAUAUGGAGCCAUCAAGGUCGACUGAAGUACGCAUAAUCGACCUGAACGUAUGGCAAUCAGAGCGUAGGACCUCAUCCAUACACAGCAUGAGUACUG
Molecule: messenger RNA, 2243 nt
Organism: Macroventuria anomochaeta
Lineage: Eukaryota; Fungi; Ascomycota; Dothideomycetes; Pleosporales; Didymellaceae
Product: endomembrane protein 70
Exons: 2
Coding region: 103-2172 (689 amino acids)
Biological process (GO): protein localization to membrane; vacuolar transport
Cellular component (GO): Golgi apparatus; membrane
Source: RefSeq, a predicted model, not a curated record